UGCGGGGCCUCCGCGACAGCGCCGGGACACAGGCCGCCCUCGGGGGCCUCCUGGGCGUCGCCAGCGCCCGCCUGGGCUCCAUGAAGACGCGGUUCGAGGGGCUGUGCCUCCUCUCCCUAUUGGUCAGCGAGAGCCCCGGCGACGCCUUCCAGCAGCACUGCCUGGGCUGGCUCCGCCUCCUGCAGCACCUGCUCCAGUCGCAGGACCCCCCCCCCACGGUGGCCCUGGGGGUCUCGGUGCUGCGGGAGCUGCUUCGCUUCUCGGCGCAGCUGCCGGAGCUGGCGCGGGACAUCGGCACCAACCACAUCCCCGGCAUCCUCACCUCCCUGCUGGCCCUGCGGCCCGAGUGCGAGCUCUCCACGCUGGAAGGGAUCAAGUCCUGCCUCUCCUUCUACCCCGGCGCCUGCGGCUCCAUGCGGGGGAAGCUGGCGGCGCAUUUCCUGUCGCGCAUCGACAGCGAGAGCCCGCGGCUGCAGCAGCUGGCCUGCGAGUGCUACGCGCUGCUGCCGGCGCUGGGCCGAGGUUUCUCGCAGGGGCUGCGGCACACGGAGUGCUGGCACCAGCAGCUGCAGGGCGUGCUGGCCACCCUGCACGGGCUGCUGGGAGCCCUUUUCGAGGGCUGUGAGACCGACCCGCUCCCGUACGAGGGUCCCGGCGUGGAGCUGCUGCUGCCCCCGCCCCAGGACGGCGACGCCGGGGGGGUCCUGACCCUGCACUCGAGAUUUUCGGGGCUCUGCCGCGUCCUCAGGCUGCUCCUGAGUAAGGAUUUCGUGGCCCCCGUCACCGUCCCAGUUCAGGACAUUCUGGACCUCGUUUGCCGCGCCCUCAACAUCACCACCAAGAACCUGAACUGGUUCGGGGAGGGGCCCCUGCGGGGGCUGCUGCUGCCCCAGGUGCACCUGGACGUGCUGGACGUGCUGGGAGCGCUGCUGCUGGCGUGCGGGGCCCGUCUCGUGCGCUGGGGGUCCCUCCUGGGCCGCCUCUUCCCGCAGGUCCUGAGCUCCUGGAGCGGCCCCCGGGACCCCCCGCCCGGGCAGGAGAGACCCUUCGGGGCCGUGCGGAGCCGCCUGUACCAGGUGCUGGAGCUCUGGGUGCAGGUGGCCGGCGCGGCCUCGGGGGUCCUGCAGGGCCCCGGGACCCCCGGCGAGGUUCUCCUGGCUCACCUCAUCAGCGACAUCAGCCCCCCCAGCGAGGGGGCCAAGCUGCGGGCGGAGCCCAAACCCAGCGCCCCCAAAAGGCCGAAAUUGGGGGAGGGGCUGGAGGGGCCCCCCCUGCACCGCAAGGGGGAACCGGCGGCCAACAGCGACACCUGCGCCGCCGCGCUGGCAGCCCUGCGCAGGAUCGUCCUCACGGGGGGACCCCUGAUCAAGGAGGAGACGCACCGGGAGCAGGACGAGACCACCGCCAUGCUGGCCGACUUCAUCGACUGCCCCCCGGACGACGAGAAAACCCCCGAGCCCCCCCUGUAACCCCCCAAAAUCCGGGGGGGGAGUCCA
This is a messenger RNA of Lonchura striata (white-rumped munia), 1496 nucleotides long. The record is from RefSeq and is a predicted model, not a curated record. Lineage: Eukaryota; Metazoa; Chordata; Aves; Passeriformes; Estrildidae.